UUUUCAUAUUUUGCUUUUCAUUUCAACGUUGAAAAUGACGCAUGGUUUUCCGGUGAUUGUUUUUGAGCCGGAGGAGGAGCUUGUAUUUAGAGACAAACUUGGUCAUGUUACUGGUGUUCAGCUGAUAAUUAGAAAUAAGAAUCUUGAGGAGAUUUACUUUAAGGUUAAAUCAACUGCUAGUAAAUUCUACAGUGUGAGGCCUUCCUCUGGAACCAUUAAGCCUCAUGGUCAAGUCAAGGUUAUCAUUCAACCUCAUGAUGAUUCUGCUAAAUCGUUGGAUGUUAUUGAAGAGAAUAAUCAUCGCUUUAUGAUUCAGUCUGCUUUUGUUGACAACAAAUCUCCAAAAACAGCUGAUGAAUUUUGGCAAAGCUUUGAUAAGGGGAAAGUUCCUGUAACCACUUGUAAAUUGCAUGUUCGGGUUAAACGUCUGGAUUCUAAUGUUAUUUCCUCUACUGAAGCAACUAAUGGUGGAACUUCUCACAGUCAACAUCGACAAGGGCUUGAAGAUCAGGCUGAGGCAUUUGCUAAAGCGCAUUUUCAUGUGCAAAAUACUAGAGCUAAAGAGCAUGUUAAGGAUGUGGAGGCUGUUGUAAGGAAGGAGGAUCAUGAAAAGAAGACAAUCAAUGGAAAUGUGUCAAGUAUUCCAUCGAUUCCUCUUGUACGGGACAUUGUUGAAAAUAUUGGAUUAGUGGCGAAUACAGUUGAGGAAGUUCAGAAUGGUGUAAAAGGUGAUGAUAUGAAGGACGGAAAGAUUGAUGAGGCUUCUGAAUUGGAAAAGGUUAUUGGUAAAGACAAUAAAGAGGAGGGUAACAUGAUUAAGAAUAAGUUCAAAAAUUUGAAUGGUGCGGCAAAUGCGGUUGCUAAUGCUGAAGUUAUGGCGGAAAAUGAGGAGGAAAUUCAGAAAUCAUCGAAUCUCAACGUUGGUCCUUCAAAUGGUGAUUGUACAGAAGAGAUGCGUGUUCAAAUGGAGUCUCCACUUCCGAAUAACCAGCCGUCUCAUUUUACUAUUGCGAAUACUUCUAAUGAAACUAAAAUUGAUAAUUUAUCUUCAACAAUGUUUAAACAGCAAAAGCCUCUUUUUAAUUCUUCGCAAUUCUGCUAUUAUCCUAUGCCAUUUGUUGAGCCUGCUUUUCAUAGUGGAGCAGAAAGUGGAAAUGGAUAUUAUGGUCGUUAUAUUGCUAGUGUUCUUGACAAAAUGCCAAAGAAGAUUGCAAUUACUAUGAAACGUGAAAUUGCUGAACUUAUUGCUAAAUUUGAACAGAAGGUUGCUGAGGAGGAAAAUGAGUAAAAGAGUUAUUGAUUGGUUGAUUUUGCUAUAAAACAAGACAUUCUCGAGCUUUUACGUAAAUUAUUAUUUUUUGGAUUGUAAAGUUAUUUAAGGAGUAGAUAAUUAAUUAAUUUCUUUUUUUUGAAUGACAAUUUUCUGGAAUUAUUUUGAAUUUUAAUUUGAAAAGAUUUAGAAAAGAAAUUAAUUUUUUAUUUACAAAAUUAUGCUCAUUUUAAAUUAUUCUUUUUUGUUUUGGGAGAGAAUUGUUAGAGAAUUGUUUCAAAGUACACAUAUUCUUCUGCUUUCAUUUAUUCUGGGAUAUUUUAUUGUUUUGGAAGUGAUUAACUUAAAAUUAAAUUCAAAACACUCGUUUAUUACUGCGAAUUUUUUUGGAUUAUUAUUUAUUGGUAUAAAA
Messenger RNA from Meloidogyne enterolobii, 1682 nucleotides. NCBI's taxonomy places the organism in Eukaryota, Metazoa, Nematoda, Chromadorea, Rhabditida, Meloidogynidae. The record is from the annotation of a GenBank genome assembly.